This is a messenger RNA of Nannospalax galili (Upper Galilee mountains blind mole rat), 3566 nucleotides long. It is a transcript of the gene Dnaaf2, whose product is annotated as dynein axonemal assembly factor 2. The coding region runs from base 1029 to 3356 and encodes 775 amino acids. The transcript has 3 exons. Gene Ontology annotation, cellular component: cytoplasm. Gene Ontology annotation, biological process: axonemal dynein complex assembly. The record is from RefSeq and is a predicted model, not a curated record. Lineage: Eukaryota; Metazoa; Chordata; Mammalia; Rodentia; Spalacidae.
UCCAGUUCCACAGGAUCCAGCGCCCUUCUGUGUCCUCUGAGGGCACUACACGACAUGGGUACACUUAUAUACAUGCAGGCAAUAUACACAUACACAUUAAAAAAAAAAACCUCUAGUGUAUUACUACCACAAGCUGCUUCAUUAGUUCCUUGGUGAACUCAGAUUCUUUCUAGACCUGUUAAGAGUACUGGGUCAAAAAACUUGUAUGUGUGAGUUCAAGGCCAGCCUGGCCUAUAUAGCAUGUUCCAGGCCAGCUGGGGUACAGGGAGACUCUGUCUCAAAAAGACCAUAAAACAAAAAAAGUAAAACAAGUAUGUGUUUUUAAGAAUUUAAGAAACAGCCGAGAAACAUGUACAUUUAAAAUUCCAUUCCCAUCCUGAGGAAAUAAAGUAAUUCUAAAAUGGUCUGUUAUUUUGAUGUCACCUGUGGUAUCUUAUGUUUACAUUUUUUAAAAAAAUGGUAUUUAUUGGCCUUUGGUAUUUGUUUUUGAAAAGCCUGGUCAUCUUUUGCUCCAUGAGUUUCUACUGGAUAAGUGUAUGGUAGAACACUCAAAAAUGGAAAGAAAAUUAAGAUUUAAAUGUUUUAGCAAAGUAAAAAAGGUAGGUUUGAAUCAGUUUGUGAAUUAUACUUUGGUCAGGUAACUUCGCACUUAACUGUGAAACUGGAAGGUGGUUUGUCUUAAAAUGUGAACAGUAAACGGGAUAAUGUUGACAAUUACUACAAUAGGCUGCAAAGUACAUGUAUCCAGCAGCAGUCUAAACAGUGCAGCAGGCAGAAACAGUGGCUGGUCUCUGAAGAAACCUAGGAGGCCAUCUCUAGCAUUUUCAGGGAUCGCUGCUGCCCCUCCUGCCAGGUGGUGGUGGUGUUACUAUGGCAACAAGGCACGCGCUGCCCUGUAGUAUCUUCCCCAGCCGUUACCUUCCUAGGUCAGGCCGGGACACUGAGUGCAGCGGAGACUGAGCGGCACACAUUGGUCCUUAGGUGUGAGACUGAUUCCCCUACCCGGCCAGGGCGAGCGGCCGGGCAACAUGGCCAAGGCGGCGGCCAGCUCGGCGCUGGAGGACUUGGACCUGAGCGGAGAGGAGGUCCAGCGGCUCACCUCCGCCUUUCAGGACCCGGAGUUCCGCCGAAUGUUCUCCGAGUACGCCGAGGAACUGACGGACCCGGAGAACCGGAGGCGCUACGAGGCGGAGAUCAAGGCGCUGGAGCGGGAGCGCGGGGUGGAGGUGCGGUUCGUGCACCCGGAGCCGGGCCACGUGCUGCGCACUAGCCUGGACGGGGCGCAGCGCUGCUUCGUGAACGUGUGCAGCAACCCGCUGAUCGCAGCACCCAGCAGCCGGCCGGGCCCGGGGCGCGAUGGCACCGCGGCGGGCAGCCACUGGUCGCUGCCCUACAGCCUGGCGCCUGGCCGCCCGUACGCUGGGGGCAGCGGCAGCCGCUACACCGUCUACGACGUGGUCUUCCAUCCCUACGCGCUGGCGCUGGCCGGGCGCCACGAGGGCUUCCGCGAGAUGCUGGACGCCACGGCCCUGGAGGCGGUGGAGAAGCAGUUUGGCGUCAGGCUGGACCGCAGGAACGCCAAGACCCUGAAGAUCAAGUACAAGGGGACCCCCGAGGCCGCCGUACUGCGCACACCACUUCCCGGGGGCGCCCCGGCCGGGCCCAAGGGGGAGCCGCAGGGCCCGCUCCCGGACCUGCCCUACCCCUACCGGUACCCCGCGGCGGUGCAGAGCGCGGCGCCCCCUGCUCCCGACGCGCGGUCCGCCACCGAGGCGGAGCAGCGGCCCGCGCCCACUGAGCCCCGCUGCAGCGUGGUGCAGCGCCACCACGUGGACCUGCAGGACUACCGCUGCUCGCGCGACUCGACCCCGAGCACCGUGCCGCACGAGCUGGUGGUUACCAUCGAGCUGCCGUUGUUGCGCUCGGCCGAGCAGGCGGCGCUGGAGGUGACGGGGAAGCUGCUGUGCCUGGACUCCAGGAACCCCGACUACCGCCUUCGCCUCUCGCUGCCCUACCCGGUGGAGGAAGGCCAGGGCAAAGCGCAGUUCAACAAGAGCCGGCGGCAGCUCCUGGUCACGCUGCCCGUGGCGCUCUCCGCCGUGCGCCGGGACUUCGCUUUGGCGCCGGAAGAGUCAGCGGCCUGGGCCGGAACUGACGGCGCGGCCUGCGCUUCCGCCGGGGAGGGCCCCGCCGAAAGUCCAGAGGGAACCCGGGUAGCAGCCUCCACUGUCGCCACCAGCCCUGGCACUGAGGAGGAGCUCGGCCCACUGGAGGACUUCGGUCGGGACUCAGUGUUGCCGCCAGGCCUGGGGGACGAGCCCCCUGCCGGAGAUCUCAGCACCCGGACGCUUGCGGAAGCGGUGAGCCCAGCAAUGGGUGGCCCGGGGACCGAGAGCACCGAACCUCUGUGCCCUCCUUUGAAGUGUACUCAGGAUGAAGACUCCUUGACUCUGCUGGUUCAAGUGCCUCGUAUUGAGCCGCAAAGUCUUCACGGGGAUCUGACCCCCCUGCGGUACAAAUUAUACUUCUCUACACAAGACUCAGCUUAUUCCUUCUCUUUGCACUUUGCUGCCGAGAAUACAUUGAGUACCGAAGAUCCCGUGAUUAGUAUUUCUUUAAACAAUGCAGUGAUAGUACUGGCCAAAUCUCCAGAGAGCCACGGACAUUGGCGAGAGUGGUAUUGUGGCUUGAACGACGAUUCUUUGGAGGAAAGAUUGUUUGUCAAUGAAGAAAAUGUUAAUGAGUUUAUUGAAGAGGUUCUUCAGUCUCCAUUGAAACAGGCAAGGCCCCUGACUUCACCACUGAUUGAAGUUCUCCAGGUUACUAAUGAGAAGAUUCAUAUUCAUGCAAAGUUACAAGAAUGUAGUAAUCCUGAUGAGCUUCAAGGAGAGGAAAAAGGAGUUAAUGAAGAAUGUCAGGUAACUGAAAAAGAAAAUACAGAACAUUUUACCACCUCUACAACUGCUUCUGAUUCAUCUGUAGCACUUAAAGCACUAAAAAUAGAUACUUGUGGUUUAGUUGAGAGCUUUCACCAAGAGUGUCCUGAUGUUUCUCAAAUGGUAUUUGAAAAAUCUCAGCAACCUGAAGCAAAAAUGGAACCUGAGCUUAUAAAAGAGGACAGUGCUGCCUACUCAGCUGAAGAAAAGGACAAUAAAAAAGAACCAGCAAUAAAGGAAAAAGAAUUGGAUGGAGAUCACCCGUCUUCAUUAUUGAAGAAAACUGUAGUUCAAAACACAUCUGAUUCUGACAGCAUAAGAGAAACUAACAUGCAGGACGGAAGUGUGCAGAUUAUUAAAGAUCAUACAACUCAUUGUGCAUUCAGUUUUCAGAAUUCUUUGUUAUAUGAUUUGGAUUAAUUCUAUAAAAUUUCAAAAUAUUUAUUUUAGACCUAAAAUAGUUUCUGUUAACCAUAAAAAUGAUGCAUAAGUAAAAAUUUGUAGUUUGGGGCCUGGAAAGAUGGCUUAGCCAGUUAAGAACCCAGACUUUGGGGGCUGGAGAGAUGGCUCAGUGGUUAAGAACACUGGUUGUUCUUGCAGAAGACCCAGGUUUGAAUCCCAGCACCCACA